This is a messenger RNA of Aspergillus tubingensis, 390 nucleotides long. RefSeq names its product bola domain protein. Gene Ontology annotation, biological process: intracellular iron ion homeostasis. The record is from RefSeq and is a predicted model, not a curated record. Gene Ontology annotation, molecular function: 2 iron, 2 sulfur cluster binding. The transcript is spliced from 2 exons. Bases 1 to 390 code for a protein of 129 amino acids. Gene Ontology annotation, cellular component: cytosol; nucleus. Lineage: Eukaryota; Fungi; Ascomycota; Eurotiomycetes; Eurotiales; Aspergillaceae.
AUGUACUCCCGCACCACUACCCUGUUGAGCAGAAGCUGCCGGUAUCUUCUCCGCACCCCCGUCCAUCACAAAUCGCCGUUCUCGAUUUCCGCGCGCUCCUUUGCGGCAGUCAACGCAGCCAUGGCCGAUACUUCGGGCGUUACGGCCGAGUCGCUGAAGAGCAAAUUGAUCGAUCAGUUGCAGGCGCAGCAUGUUGAGAUUGAAGACUUGUCGGGUGGUUGCGGACAGGCUUUCCAGGCCGUCAUUGUCUCCCCCCAGUUCGAGAAGAAGACCAUGCUUGCUCGCCAUCGCCUGGUGAACUCGGCCCUCAAGGCUGAGAUCGCUGCCAUCCACGCCUGGACGCCCAAAUGCUACACUCCCGAGCAGUGGCAGGCGCUGCACCAGGGCUAA